GGGGAUGCGAGGGCGGGGUGCGGGAUUUGGGAUGCGGGAUUCGGGAUUCGGGAUUUGGGAUGCGGGGGGGGGAUGGGGCUGCGGAUCCCGCCCUCCGCAGCGCCGGGAAAGAGCCGCUGGAGCGGGAAUGCUCCGGCCGGGAGCCGCAGGACAGUGCAGCCCGGCGGGAGAAGGGCGGAGGGCGCUGCGCUGUUUUCCAGAGGAAAUCCUGGAGCAGAAAGUUGCGCUGCGUUUAUUUUUUCACGGAAAGCCGAUGCCUGCGGCAUAGGGAUGCGGGAGAGGGGAAAGAUCCUGCGGGUCCAUCCCUGCUUUGUCUUUCGCUUUAAAAGGUCCGGAUCUUCCCGGUCAUCUGAUCCAGGUCAAGUAGGACUUUCCGUCGGCGACGGAUCCCACCGGAGCAUCUUCCCACAGCGGCUUCUUCCCCCCGGCAGGAAGUAGUGAGGCUCCUUCAAUCCCUGGAAUCCUGAAAGGUUGACCCCAUCGCCGCUCUCCCGUCCAUGGAUCACCUCCCGCCAUGAGCACGGACGGCGAGCGGCUCCUGGCAGCCGGAAUCCCCCUCUGGAGCAUCUCCAGCUGGGCCGGCUCUGAGCCGCCCCCCAACAGCAGCACAGCAGCUGCCGUGGGAGAUGCCAGCCGGCCCCCGGGGGCCCCGGAGCGCGGCGGGAGCGCGGCGGAGAUCGCGGGCAUGGUGGUGCUGCAGUGCAUCUACGGCCUGGUGUGCCUGCUGGGGCUGCUGGGCAACGCGCUCGUCAUCUUCGUCAUCCUGCGCUACGCCAAGAUGAAGACGGCCACCAACAUCUACCUGCUCAACCUGGCCAUCGCCGACGAGCUCUUCAUGCUCAGCGUGCCCUUCGUGGCCACGGCGGCGGCGCUGCGGCGCUGGCCCUUCGGCCGGGCGCUCUGCCGGACCGUGCUGGGCGUGGACGGCCUCAACAUGUUCAGCAGCGUCUUCUGCCUCACCGUGCUCAGCCUGGACCGCUACAUCGCCGUGGUGCACCCGCUGCGCGCCGCCUCCUACCGCCGCCCGCGCGUCGCCAAGCUGGUCAACGGCGGCGUGUGGCUGCUGGCGCUGCUGGUGGCCUCGCCCAUCCCGGUGUUCGCCGGCACGGCGGUCACCCGCGACGGCCGCGCCGUGGCCUGCGACCUGCUGUGGCCCAGCCCGGCGUGGGCGGCCGCCUUCGUGGUGUACAGCAGCGCACUGGGCUUCGUGCUGCCCGUGGUGGCCAUGGCGCUGUGCUACCUGCUGCUGGCCGGCAAGAUGCGCGUGGUGGCGCAGGGCGUGGGCUGGCAGCAGCGGCGGCGCUCCGAGGGCAAGCUGACGCGGCUGGUGGUCACCGUGGUGGCCAUGUUCGUGGUGUGCUGGCUGCCCUUCUACGUGGUGCAGCUGCUGGAGCUGCUGCUGCCCGGCCGCCUGGACGCCAGCGCGCACAACGCCUCGCUGCUGCUCAGCUACUCCAACAGCUGCGCCAACCCCAUCCUCUAUGGAUUGCUCUCCGAGAAUUUCCGCAACUCCUUCCACGGCGUGCUGCGCCGCUGCCGCGACGCCGGCCUGUGCUGCUGCCGCGCCGCCGGCGGGGACGGAGGGGACAGCGAGGACGAGGAGGAGCCACUGGAUUACUGCGCCGCGCCCCGCGGGGACGCCAAGGGCUGCGUGUGUCCCCCCCUGCCCUGCCAGCAGGACCCCCUGCGCCCCCAGCCCUGCUGCGCGCCCGGGGCCCUCCUCCCCAAAACCACCCCCUUCUAGGGGGCCCCAAAAUCGGGGGUGAAAGGGGAUGCCGGAUGGAGAGGGCCCGCGAUGCCGGGUGCGAUUGGCGGGUGCGCCGCGCCACUCUCCGAAAUAAAAAGCCAUAAGACUGGCCUGGGAUGGA
This is a messenger RNA of Camarhynchus parvulus, 1868 nucleotides long. RefSeq names its product somatostatin receptor 4 (gene SSTR4). The record is from RefSeq and is a predicted model, not a curated record. Gene Ontology annotation, biological process: neuropeptide signaling pathway; cellular response to glucocorticoid stimulus. Gene Ontology annotation, cellular component: membrane; neuron projection. NCBI's taxonomy places the organism in Eukaryota, Metazoa, Chordata, Aves, Passeriformes, Thraupidae. Bases 515 to 1744 code for a protein of 409 amino acids. The transcript is spliced from 2 exons. Gene Ontology annotation, molecular function: somatostatin receptor activity; neuropeptide binding.